Molecule: messenger RNA, 372 nt
Organism: Ectocarpus sp. CCAP 1310/34
Lineage: Eukaryota; Phaeophyceae; Ectocarpales; Ectocarpaceae
Source: the annotation of a GenBank genome assembly
AUGGAGUGCGGCAACUACCGGGGCAUCUCUCUCGUCGCACACGCCGGCAAAGUGCUGCUUGAGGUCGUCGCUAAACGACUGAGCCACUACUGCGAGCGAGAUGGCAUCCUCGCGGAGGAGCAGAGCGGUUUCCGCCCACAUCGGUCGACGCUCGACAUGCUGUUCGCCAUCCAGCGGCUCCAUGAGCUCGCGAGGAAGAAGAGUACUGCGGUGUUCGUGUGCUUCGUCGACCUCAUUAAGGCAUACGAUUCGGUGGACCGAGACCUACUGUGGGACGUGCUCCGACGCUUCGGCGUGCCCCCGAAGAUGCUGGCGGUCAUUCACCACUUCCACGACGGCAUGAGGGCGCGCGUCCGGAAAACGGGCAGUACC